CACCCCGGGCGACCCCGGAAGUGGGUUGGGGGCUUGGCCUCUGCCCGGCCUCAGAGCCGGAGCCGGAGGUGUUACUCCACAGGGGUCGCGCCGAGCUAUCCCGUUGGGCGGCGUAUCCCGGGCAGGGCCCGGGCCAAGGGUCCAGGAUGCUGAACGUCCCUUCCCAGUCUUUCCCGGGCUCCAGCUCGCAGCAGCGCGUCUCCUCCGGGGGGCGUAGCAAGGUCCCUCUGAAACAGGGCAGAAGUCUUAUGGAUUGGAUUCGACUGACCAAAAGUGGAAAGGACCUAACAGGAUUAAAAGGAAGAUUAAUUGAAGUAACUGAAGAAGAACUUAAAAAACACAACAAAAAAGAUGAUUGUUGGAUAUGCAUAAGAGGCUUUGUUUAUAACGUCAGCCCGUAUAUGGAGUAUCAUCCUGGUGGAGAAGAGGAACUUAUGAGAGGAGCAGGAUCGGAUGGUACUGACCUCUUUGAUCAGGUUCAUCGUUGGGUCAACUAUGAAUCCAUGCUGAAAGAAUGCCUGGUUGGCAGGAUGGCCGUUAAACCUGCUUUUCCUAAAGACUAUCAUGAGGAAAAGAAACUCUUAAACGGCAUGCUUCCCAAGAGCCAAGUGACAGAUCCACUUGCCAAAGAAGGGCCUAGUUCUCCAAGCUAUGACUGGUUCCAAACAGACGCUUUAGUCACCAUUGUCAUAUAUACCAAACAGAAGGAUAUCAAUUUAGACUCAGUAAUAGCUGAUCACCGGCAUGAUUCCUUUAGAGCAGAAACAGUUAUCAAGGAUUAUUCAUAUCUUAUACAUAUUGCCCUAAGUCAUGAGAUUCAGGAAGAUUUUUCUGUGCGAGUUGUUGAGAAUGUGGGAAAAAUAGAGAUUGUCCUGAAGAAAAAAGAGAAUACUUCUUGGAAAUGCCUUGGUCAUCCCCUGGAGAAUCAUAAUUCACUUAUUCCAAAGAAAGAUACAGGUUUGUACUACAGAAAGUGCCAGUUAAUUUCCAAGGAAGAUGUGACUCAUGAUACGAAGCUUUUCUGCUUGCUGCUGCCACCAAGCACACAUCUUCAGGUGCCAACGGGGCAACAUGUUUACUUCAAGCUAACUAUUACAGGUACUGAAAUUGUGAAGCCAUAUACACCUGUAUCUGAUUCCUUAUUCUCAGAGUUCAAGGAACCAGUUCUUCCCAACAAUAAAUACAUCUACUUUUUGAUCAAAAUCUACCCUGCUGGACUCUUCACACCAGAGCUUGAUCAUCUUCAGAUUGGAGAUUAUGUUUCUGUAAGCAAUCCCGAGGGCAAUUUUAAAAUAUCCCAGUUCCAAGAAUUGGAAGAUCUCUUUUUAUUGGCAGCGGGAACAGGCUUCACACCAAUGGUUAAAGUACUGAGUUAUGCCUUGACUAAUAUACCCAGUCUCAGGAAAGUGAAGCUGAUGUUCUUCAAUAAAACAGAGGAUGACAUAAUUUGGAGAAGCCAAUUGGAGAAAUUAGCAUUUAAGGAUAAAAGAUUUGACCUUGAAUUUGUUCUCUCAGCACCUACUUCUGAAUGGAACGGCAAACGGGGAUACAUUUCACCAGCUCUGCUUUCUGAAUUUUUGAAAAGAAGUUUAGACACGUCCAAAGUCCUCAUCUGCAUUUGUGGACCAAUGCCAUUUACAGAACAAGGAAUGAAGUUGCUGCAUGAUUUGAACUUUUCCAAAGAUGAGAUUCAUAGUUUUACAGCGUAAUGAAGAGGUGUCAUUCAACUGUUUUAGCUAAAUUUGUGAUUACUUAGGGUUUUUUAAAAGAACAUUUUUGUAUAUAGGUUAACUAGAAUCCAGGUUUUAGUUUCUUAAAUGAAAUCAAAUGUUUCUUCACUAUAGAUACCUUGUUGACUUUAUUUUGUACCAUAACUUAUUUUACUACUGAUAUUUGUCCUGGAAGGUCAGUCAUGGCAACAAGUAUAUACAGGAUUCUUUGUUAUGAAUCACAAAGUUCCUUACCAUUUAAACUGUAUCACUGUUCUACGAUAAGCUCUUGUGUUUUAUGACAUGAUAAAGCAAAUGAUCAUUUUGAUCACAUUUCUAUGCUGUAAGAUGUCUGAUUAGCAAUACAGAUUAAAUUUUACAUUGCACUGUAAACUCAGGAAAUGAUCAUUUAUGUCCUUGUUCUUACUAUGAAAACAUGGAGUGUUAUAACUUAUUAAGUGAUCCAAACAUUUUGUGUGUCUAUGGCCUUGAUACAGAGUAGAAUAAAAAAUAUUCUUAAGUACUUUUUAA
Molecule: messenger RNA, 2240 nt
Organism: Balaenoptera musculus (blue whale)
Lineage: Eukaryota; Metazoa; Chordata; Mammalia; Artiodactyla; Balaenopteridae
Product: cytochrome b5 reductase 4
Exons: 16
Coding region: 147-1709 (520 amino acids)
Biological process (GO): generation of precursor metabolites and energy; superoxide metabolic process
Cellular component (GO): endoplasmic reticulum
Molecular function (GO): oxidoreductase activity; heme binding
Source: RefSeq, a predicted model, not a curated record